AUGUCUGGCGAACGUAGUCCUAAACGCCGCCGCUACGACGAAUCCGACGAACACCUCUCGAUCAAGCCUCGAUUUGCACCUCACCUCCGAGAUGGGAACCGCAACGGCGACUCGCGAUCCUCCACCCCUCGAGGCUACCGCGAUGGUACCCCGUCGAGACCACACGCCGAGUUCGACGGCCCCGAGCCUGGCGUGGACGACGAAGACGCAGCCGCCUUAGACCGCGACUGGUACAACACCGCCGAAGAAGGCGCGGUGUUGGGCGACGACAUGCACAACCCAUUCGGCGGGACGGACGACAUCUCAUGGGCGGAUCAAGAGCGGGAGCGUCAACUACUGGAGAAGAAGAUGGCGGUGCGAAGUAGAGUGAACCCGAAACAUUUACAGCGGCAGAAGGACAAUGAUGCUUGGGAAGCCAAUCGCAUGCUCGCGAGUAAUGUGGCACAAACGCGGGAUCAGUACCAUGAUUUCCAGGACGAUAAUGAGGAUAUGCGGAUGCAUUUGCUGGUGCAUGAUCUCAAGCCGCCUUUUCUAGACGGCAAGACGGUGUUUACGAAGCAGUUGGAGCCGAUCUCUGCGGUGCGGGAUCCACAGAGCGAUAUGGCUGUCUUCUCGCGGAAGGGAAGCAGAGUGGUGAAAGAGAAGCGGCAGCAGAAGGAACGGCAGAAGCAGGCGCAAGAGGCGACGGGGCUGGCGGGGACGGCGUUGGGGAAUAUCAUGGGUGCUAAGGAGGAUGAUACUGAUUCUGCUGUUCCGAAUGCGAACGGAGCGGAAGAGAAGAAUCAGGGGAGCAAGUUUGGUGUGCAUAUGAAGAAGGACACCGGGCAGAGCGACUUUUCGAGGUCGAAGAGCUUGAGGGAGCAGAGGGAAUAUUUGCCUGCGUUUGCGGUGAGGGAGGAGUUGUUGCGGGUAGUGAGGGACAAUCAGGUUACGAUUGUGGUUGGACAGACGGGGUCGGGGAAGACGACGCAGUUGACGCAGUUUCUUUACGAGGAUGGGUAUGGCAAGGAUGGGUUGAUUGGGUGUACGCAGCCCAGACGUGUUGCUGCAAUGUCCGUGGCCAAGCGGGUGAGUGAAGAGAUGGAAAUUCCGCUGGGAGGGUUGGUGGGCUAUGCGAUUCGAUUCGAGGACUGCACUUCGAAGGAUACGGUCAUCAAGUAUAUGACGGAUGGUGUGCUGUUGAGGGAGAGUCUUUCGAACUCAGAUCUGGACCAGUACAGUUGCAUUAUCAUGGACGAGGCACACGAGCGAGCGCUAAAUACGGAUAUACUGAUGGGCUUACUCAAGAAGGUCUUGACACGACGACGAGACCUCAAGCUCAUUGUCACUUCGGCUACGAUGAACGCCGAGCGGUUUUCGAGAUUCUAUGGCGGAGCGCCUGAGUUCUUCAUUCCAGGUCGGACGUUCCCGGUCGAUAUCCAAUACUCGCGCUCACCCUGCGAGGACUACGUUGACAGCGCAGUGCGACAGGUGCUUGCGAUCCACGUCAGCCAGCCAACAGGCGAUAUACUGGUGUUCAUGACCGGCCAGGAAGACAUCGAGGUCACCUGCGAGCUGAUCGCAGAACGUUUGGCUCAGCUCAACGAUCCACCGAAGCUGUCAAUCCUGCCCAUCUACUCGCAGAUGCCUGCGGAUCUGCAAGCGAAGAUCUUUGACCGAGCGGCGCCUGGUGUAAGGAAGUGCAUUGUCGCAACGAAUAUUGCUGAAACAAGCUUGACAGUCGAUGGCAUCAUGUAUGUUGUCGACUGCGGUUUCAGCAAGCUGAAAGUGUAUAACCCUCGUAUGGGCAUGGAUACGCUUCAGAUCACGCCAGUUAGUCAGGCCAACGCUUCUCAGCGAGCUGGCCGAGCUGGCAGGACUGGCCCCGGCAAAGCAUUUCAUCUCUACACUGAGCGAGCUUUCCGGGAUGAGUUCUACAUCGCCACCAUCCCCGAGAUCCAGCGGACGAAUCUUGCAAAUACUGUCCUCAUGCUUAAGAGUCUCGGCGUCAAAGACCUGCUGGACUUCGACUUCAUGGACCCGCCACCGCAAGACACAAUCACUACUUCCCUCUUCGACCUCUGGGCUCUCGGCGCACUCUCAAACCUCGGCGAGCUCACCGACCUAGGCCGCCAAAUGUCGCCCUUCCCGAUGGAUCCCAGCCUGGCCAAACUCGUCAUCGAGUCGAGCCAAUCUUACCGCUGCAGCGAAGAAAUGGUCACAAUCGUGUCCAUGCUCAGCGUCCCCUCCGUCUUUUACCGCCCCAAAGAGCGCCUCGAAGAGUCCGACGCCGCGCGCGAGAAGUUCUUCGUGCACGAUUCCGAUCACCUCACUCUUUUGACAGUCUACCAGCAAUGGACCGCCAACGGCUGCCGCGACGGCUGGUGCGUGAAGCAUUUCUUGCACCCUAAAGCGCUGCGUCGAGCGCAGGAGAUCCGGAACCAAAUCACGGAUAUCAUGAAAUCCAACAAAAUGGAGCUCGUGUCCUGCGGUUACGACCUGGAUGUUGUCCGCGAGUGCAUUUGCAGCGGGUACUACCACCAAGCUGCCAAGCGGAAAGGGCUGGGCGAGUACGUGAACCUGCGCACGUCGGUUUCUGUGCAGUUACAUCCGACUUCUGCUCUUUACAAUAGUGGGGACCCGCCGGACUACGUGGUGUAUCACGAGUUGAUCUUGACGAGCAAGGAGUACAUGAGCUGCGUCACGGCUGUCGACCCGCAUUGGCUGGCGGAUCUGGGCGGGGUAUUUUACAGCGUCAAAGAGAAAGGUUUCAGUGCGAAAGGGAAGAAGGAGAUUGAGUACUCGAAGCGGGAGGAGUUGGAGAGGGGGAUUGCGGCGGAUCGUGCGAGGCAGAGGGCGGAGGAGGAGAGGGAAAGGGGGGUUGUGAAUGGUGUUGUGCAGGUGGAGAAGCCUGUGCCGAAGAAGCCGGCUACUGUGAGUAAGGGGAGUGCGGUUGUUAAGCCUGUCAUCAAGGGCAGGAGAAGAUAA
Molecule: messenger RNA, 2967 nt
Organism: Saxophila tyrrhenica
Lineage: Eukaryota; Fungi; Ascomycota; Dothideomycetes; Mycosphaerellales; Extremaceae
Gene: PRP16
Product: DEAH-box RNA helicase prp16
Exons: 1
Coding region: 1-2967 (988 amino acids)
Biological process (GO): mRNA splicing, via spliceosome
Cellular component (GO): intracellular anatomical structure; spliceosomal complex
Molecular function (GO): ATP binding; RNA binding; 3'-5' RNA helicase activity
Source: RefSeq, a predicted model, not a curated record